Messenger RNA from Pseudonaja textilis, 1837 nucleotides. The record is from RefSeq and is a predicted model, not a curated record. NCBI's taxonomy places the organism in Eukaryota, Metazoa, Chordata, Lepidosauria, Squamata, Elapidae.
CAUGUGCAGUUGGUAUCUCUGGCUCCUGUGAGAGCGCGGCGGCGCUGUGGGUGGGGGAAUUGCUCGGGAGUGCGUGGUGGGGGAUGGCGUUGGCUCUCGGCUACCCCUCGCCCGCGCUUCAGAAUAUAAUACAACUGUUUCUAUUCCUGUGGUGAUCAGAAAUAAACAUUUUUGUUUUUGGACUUGGUAACAUGGCAAAAGAUGCUGGUCUCAUUGAAGCUAAUGGAGAGUUAAAGGUUUUUAUAGAUCAAAAUCUUAGUCCAGGAAAAGGUGUUGUUUCAUUAGUAGCUGUUCACCCCUCAACACUUGGAAAACAGCUUUUGCCAAAAACAUUCGGACCGUCGAAUGUCAACAUUGCACAACAAGUGGUUAUUGGUACACCACAGAGACCAUCAGCCCCAAAUACUAUUUUAGUAGGAAGUCCACAUACUCCCAAUACACACUUUGUAUCACAGAAUCAGACUGCAGAUUCUUCACCUUGGUCUGCUGGGAAACGAAACAAAAAGGGAGAGAAGAAUGGCAAGGGUUUACGACACUUCUCUAUGAAGGUUUGUGAGAAGGUUCAGAGGAAAGGAACUACUUCAUACAAUGAAGUAGCAGAUGAGUUAGUUGCAGAAUUCAGUACUGCAGAUGCUCACAUCUCACCAAAUGAAUCACAGGCCUAUGAUCAGAAAAAUAUAAGGCGACGGGUCUAUGAUGCCUUAAAUGUUCUUAUGGCCAUGAACAUUAUUUCCAAGGAAAAGAAAGAAAUCAAAUGGAUUGGUCUACCUACAAAUUCAGCUCAGGAAUGCCAGAAUUUAGAGGUGGAGAGGCAGAGAAGACUUGAAAGAAUAAAGCAAAAACAGUCACAACUACAAGAAUUAAUUCUUCAGCAAAUUGCCUUCAAAAAUCUUGUUCAGCGAAAUCGUCAUGCAGAGCAGCAAGCAAAUAGACCACCAACUUCUAAUUCUGUCAUUCACUUGCCAUUUAUCAUAGUGAACACCAGCAAGAAAACUGUAAUUGAUUGCAGUAUUUCUAAUGACAAGUUUGAAUAUCUAUUUAAUUUUGAUAAUGCAUUUGAAAUACAUGAUGAUAUUGAAGUAUUGAAGCGAAUGGGAAUGGCAUUUGGACUAGAAUCUGGAAGUUGCUCAGCAGAAGAUCUAAAAAACGCAAGGAGCUUGGUUCCUAAAGCUCUUGAACCAUAUGUGACAGAAAUGGCUCAGGGAUCAAUCAGCAAUGUAUAUGUCUCAUCUUCAUCAGGUUCAGCUUCAAAUGGGACAAGAUUUUCCAACAGUGACUACUCAAAUGGAGGAGAUGGAAUGUUGGCUACAAGUUCCAAUGGAUCUCAAUACAGCGGCUCCAGAGUAGAGACACCAGUGUCUUAUGUAGGGGAUGAUGACGAUGACGAUGAUGAUGAAUUUAAUGAAAAUGAUGAUGAUGACUGAUACUUUUUGCCUGUAGACUUUUUUAUUUUUAAAAUUCAGCAAGCGGCAGGAAUAAAUUCUAGGAAGAGAUUGUCAAAAAUUGUCCCAUCAAGAAGAUACUGGUAAGAGUCUGAAUUUAGAAAAUUGCACCUCCAAUAAAGUAAAGAUUGUUUGUUUUUUAUGUAGAUUUUUUUACAUGUGAUGAGGAUGUGUGUGUUAAUACCAGUAUGUUAAUGCAGAACUUUUAUUUACUUUUGCUUAGGAUUUUUAACUUGAAGGAAAAUGCAUUUUGCCCCUAAAUGUUGUCACAAAGUUUGAAAUGUAGCCACAUUUAAUGGAAAAUAAAAUCUGUCCACCUGUCAAAAUGCAUACAUGAAUGGCAUUUUAUUUAGAUUGCAUUUAGGUGACAUCGUACUGAUGCAUAGCAAUCAGAU